Molecule: messenger RNA, 2079 nt
Organism: Clunio marinus
Lineage: Eukaryota; Metazoa; Arthropoda; Insecta; Diptera; Chironomidae
Source: the annotation of a GenBank genome assembly
AUGAAACGUGGUGGAUUUAACAAAUGGAACCCUUGGAAGGCAAGAUCUAGUGGAGGAUUUCAACAACCAAAAGAUAAACCUCUUUACUCUAUAACGAAUGACAUUAAAAAAAAUUCCGAUAGUGACAGNCUUGGCGAUGAGAAGCGCGGCUAUCAUCUUGAAGUUUUACUCUCAAAAGCUGUUUUUCAUAAGCAAUCCCACAUUCAGAUUAUUGCCAUGUCAGCGACAAUUUCAAAUCUUAAAGAAAUUGCUCGAUUUCUAAAUGCUGUCGUCUACACAAGAGAAUUCCGUCCAGUUGAACUUAAAGAGUAUGUCAAGAUCGGAUCAGACAUCUUUUCAGUUGAUGGGAAAGCUCGAUUUUUGUCAGAUGCUUUCAAAGUGUCUAGAAAUGACUUUGGCAAAGAAUACACAAGGCAAAUGCUUAAAAGAGAUCCUGACCAUCUUGCCGCACUUUCUCUAGAAAUCAUUCCGAAAUCUUCAUGUUUGAUCUUCUGUGCCACUAAACAGAAUUGCGAGAAUGUUGCCAAAUUAUUGACUGAGUUGCUGCCACAAGAAUUGAUUGAAUGGAAGAAGGAAGAGAAAUUGACACUCAUGGAACACAUAAAGGCAGACGCCAAUGGUCGCAUUUGUCCAAUUCUUGCGAAAACAAUUCCAUUUGGAAUUGCUUAUCAUCAUUCUGGAAUGACUAACGAUGAAAGAAAACAUUUGGAAGAAGCUUAUCGAUGUAACAUAAUUUGCAUCAUUUGUUGUACUUCCACUUUAGCUGCUGGCGUUAAUUUACCAGCACGACGUGUGAUAAUUCGGUCGCCUUAUGUUGGCCAACAUUUCUUAACAUUGUCAAGAUACAAGCAAAUGAUUGGAAGAGCUGGGCGUGCUGGAAAAUGUUCAUCUGGUGAGAGUAUUUUAGUGUGUGAUCCGAAAGAUUAUCAAAAGUUGACAACUUUGUUAUGUUCUAAAAUGGACGAGACGAUCAGUGGAUUUGUUCAAGAUGUAAGUGGAAUGUUUAUUGAAACGGUGAUUCUCAAUCUGAUUGGAACGAAAGUUGCAACUUCCAUUGAUGAUCUUAUUGACUUCUUCAAGUGUUCUUUGUUAAGUGUACAAAUUCAUCGAACUGAAACAAAUUUACGUGAGAAUAUUGUUAAUAAUGUGAAGAUGUUAAUGAACAAAGGUGCACUUGUCUUCACAUCGACAUCAAAUGGUGAACGUCAUCCUUCAUUCGUCAUUGAUGAAGAUUGUGAAAGUUCACGAAAAGUUUUCCCUGAUGACUUACUUGAAGUGAGUCAAGUUGGAAUGGCUGCUGUGAAUGCGGGAAUGAGCUUUGAAGAAGGAAGAAGAGUUGAAAGUGCACUACAAAAAGCACAAAUGAAUUUUGUACUCACUCAAUGCUUGCAUCUUUUAUACAUUGUUACGCCGAAUGACAUUGCUGACACUGUCAAGCCAAAUUAUUCACUUUUCAAUAAGAUCAUCAUGCAAAUGAAUUCUUCAACGUUGAACACUGCAAAAGUCAUUGGAAUAUCUGAAAGUUUAGCCAUGCGAAUGAUUACCAGUCCAAGUUCAAUUAAGAUGAACGAAAUGUCAAUUCUUAAACGUUUUUAUGUUGCGCUUAUUAUUUAUGAUCUUUGGAAUGGAAAUGAAAUUUAUCACGUUUCUGAGAAGUUUAAGAUUAGUCGAGGUGUUGUUUAUAGCCUUAUGAACUCAACGUCAUCAAAUGCUUAUAGCAUUUUGAGAUUUUGUGAGAAAUAUGAAGACUUUUGGAUGUUUAAAGAAAUUCUUGACAAGUUUUCUAAACGACUUUGUUACUGUUGUUCAACAGAACUCUUGGAACUUAUGGAAUUGCCAGCUGUUAAAAUUGGGCGAGCGAAAUUGAUGUAUGCGGCUGGAUUCAAGACAAUUGAGGAUGUGGCCUCUGUGAUGCCAGCAGAAUUAGUCAAAGCAAUUAAGAACUUAAACAUGAGACAAGCGGAUCAGAUAGUUAAAUAUGCGAGAUAUCAAACAAUGGCGAAAAUUGGAUUGUAUCAAGAUCGGUUAGAAGAAAUGAAAAAUGUUAAUAAAAACAGAAAAGAUAAUAAUAAAUCUUAG